GGCGCUGCCGGCGACCAGCGGCAUCGCGUCAGCCAGUACGUACGGGCCAGCUCACAUCAGCAUCACACACAAAGAGCCGGAGCGCAGAGACGAACGCAUCGCAUCAGCAGCGGCAUUUGAGGGAAGCACAGAACAGCGGCGGACGUAGCGUGCAUUUUGUGGCCGACCAGAGAAGCAGCAUCAGAUACCCCUACAAGAAACUUUCGAGAGAAGGAAAGAAAGAAGCCAAGCGUCAGGAUGAGUGAUCCUAAGAAUGCGGAUAACCUGGCGACAGCAAUCCUUCGUAAGAAGGACAAGCCUAACAGACUCCUGGUGGACGAGGCCAACAACGAUGACAACUCGGUCGUCGCCCUGUCCCAAGCCAAGAUGGACGAGCUGCAGCUCUUCCGCGGUGACACAGUCCUGCUCAAGGGCAAGCGUCGCAAGGAGACCGUUUGCAUCGUUCUCUCCGACGCUAACUGCCCUGACGAGAAGAUUCUCAUGAACAGAGUUGUCAGGAACAACUUGAGAGUGCGCCUCAGCGACGUCGUGUCCGUGCAGUCUUGCCCGGAGAUUAAAUAUGGAAAGAGAAUUCAUGUUUUGCCCAUCGAUGACACCGUUGAGGGACUCACAGGCAACCUCUUCGAGGUUUAUCUGAAACCAUACUUCUUGGAGGCAUACCGUCCCAUCCACAAGGAUGACACAUUCAUUGUCCGUGGUGGUAUGCGCGCUGUAGAAUUCAAAGUUGUUGAGACUGAUCCAGGACCUUUCUGUAUAGUAGCCCCUGAAACUGUGAUCCAUUGUGAGGGAGACCCAGUUAAGAGAGAGGAAGAAGAGGAGGCAUUGAACGCCGUUGGUUACGACGACAUCGGUGGCGUGCGCAAACAAUUAGCUCAAAUCAAAGAAAUGGUGGAACUCCCGUUGCGCCAUCCUUCUCUUUUUAAAGCCAUUGGUGUCAAGCCACCCCGUGGUAUCCUCUUGUAUGGUCCACCAGGUACUGGUAAGACUCUCAUUGCCCGCGCUGUAGCUAACGAAACCGGAGCGUUCUUUUUCCUUAUUAACGGUCCCGAGAUUAUGAGCAAACUUGCCGGUGAAUCUGAAAGUAAUUUGCGUAAGGCCUUCGAAGAGGCAGAGAAAAACUCCCCAGCCAUCAUCUUCAUUGAUGAGCUCGACGCCAUUGCUCCAAAAAGAGAGAAGACCCACGGUGAGGUUGAGAGGCGUAUCGUCUCGCAGCUUUUGACUCUUAUGGACGGCAUGAAGCAGAGUGCCCACGUCAUUGUGAUGGCCGCCACGAAUCGUCCGAACAGCAUUGACGGAGCUCUUAGACGUUUCGGUCGUUUUGACAGAGAAAUCGACAUCGGUAUACCAGACUCGACUGGACGUUUGGAAAUUUUGCGCAUCCACACGAAAAAUAUGAAGCUUGCUGAAGAUGUCGAACUAGAAGAGAUUGCUGCUGAAACUCAUGGUCACGUUGGUGCUGAUUUGGCGUCUCUGUGCUCGGAGGCUGCUCUGCAACAGAUCCGAGAGAAGAUGGAUCUGAUUGAUCUCGAGGACGACCAGAUCGAUGCUGAAGUACUGUCUUCGCUUGCCGUAUCAAUGGACAACUUCAAGUACGCAAUGAGCAAGAGCAGUCCUAGUGCACUGCGUGAGACGAUCGUGGAGGUGCCAACAGUCACCUGGGAAGACAUCGGAGGUCUACAGAACGUCAAACUGGAACUGCAAGAACUUGUGCAGUACCCAGUCGAACAUCCAGACAAGUUCCUCAAGUUUGGUAUGCAACCAUCGCGUGGUGUGUUGUUCUACGGUCCACCCGGUUGCGGUAAGACACUGCUGGCUAAGGCUAUCGCUAACGAGUGCCAGGCGAAUUUCAUCUCCGUCAAGGGACCGGAACUGCUCACCAUGUGGUUCGGUGAGUCCGAAGCCAACGUUCGUGACGUCUUCGACAAGGCAAGAUCUGCCGCACCCUGCGUGCUCUUCUUUGAUGAGCUGGACUCCAUCGCCAAGUCCCGAGGCGGUUCCGUGGGAGAUGCUGGUGGUGCUGCCGAUCGUGUCAUCAAUCAGAUUCUGACAGAGAUGGACGGUAUGGGUGCCAAGAAGAACGUAUUUAUCAUCGGUGCAACGAACAGGCCCGACAUCAUCGAUCCGGCUAUUCUUCGACCUGGAAGACUGGAUCAAUUGAUCUACAUCCCACUGCCUGACGAAAAGUCCCGCGAGUCUAUUUUCAAGGCUAAUCUUCGCAAAUCGCCCGUCGCUCAGGAUGUCGAUUUAACUUACAUCGCUAAGGUCACGCACGGAUUCUCCGGAGCCGACAUUACAGAAAUCUGUCAGCGCGCCUGCAAGCUGGCUAUUAGGCAAUGCAUAGAGUCGGAAAUCCGUAGAGAAAAGGAACGAGCGUCCAAUCCCGCUGCUUCUAUGGAUACGGAUGAAGACGAUCCUGUUCCCGAGAUUACGCGAGCUCACUUCGAAGAAGCUAUGAGGUUCGCACGACGAUCGGUCUCGGACAACGAUAUUCGCAAAUACGAAAUGUUCGCCCAGACUCUCCAACAAUCGCGAGGGUUCGGCACUAACUUCAGAUUUCCUCAAAGCGGCCCAGGUGGAGCUCAAGAUACAACACAAGGUGACCAACCGUUCCAAGAUGAUGGCGAUGACGAUCUCUACAGUUAAGUUUAAUUUCCACACACGAUUUGUAAUUUCGUUUGCAGUGAGCAUACGACAAAAGGGCCUGUCUAUUACCGUGUACAUUUUACACUGAAACCGUAAUUUUUAAUGGUUCGUAUAAAUUUGAAUAAACUAAUGAAUUCAAGGUUUUAUAUGAAGAUACGUGUUGUGUGUACUGUAUAGUGGUAAGACUGUUAAUAAAUUAAGAAUUCUCUUUCUCAGCUUCAUGAUGAAAGCGGACAAAAAUAGCACUUUUUCAUGCAAAAAUUC
This is a messenger RNA of Nasonia vitripennis (jewel wasp), 2907 nucleotides long. It is a transcript of the gene TER94, whose product is annotated as transitional endoplasmic reticulum ATPase TER94. Gene Ontology annotation, cellular component: VCP-NPL4-UFD1 AAA ATPase complex; cytosol; nucleus. NCBI's taxonomy places the organism in Eukaryota, Metazoa, Arthropoda, Insecta, Hymenoptera, Pteromalidae. Gene Ontology annotation, biological process: mitotic spindle disassembly; retrograde protein transport, ER to cytosol; autophagosome maturation. The transcript has 9 exons. The record is from RefSeq and is a predicted model, not a curated record. Bases 238 to 2643 code for a protein of 801 amino acids. Gene Ontology annotation, molecular function: ATP binding; polyubiquitin modification-dependent protein binding; ATP hydrolysis activity.